Messenger RNA from Lolium perenne, 2273 nucleotides. RefSeq names its product proton pump-interactor BIP103. The record is from RefSeq and is a predicted model, not a curated record. NCBI's taxonomy places the organism in Eukaryota, Viridiplantae, Streptophyta, Magnoliopsida, Poales, Poaceae.
GCAGCUCUAACCCCCAAAUCCCCCCCCCCCCACCCCACACAAACCACUCUCCAGAUUUGCCCGCUCCGCCACCGCCAGAUCGCACCGCGCGCGGCCCCGGCGGCCGGAUCCACCCCUCCCCUCCCGGCCUUUCCCCAGGGACAUGGGAAUGGAGGUCGAAGCAGCACCAGUGCAGGUUAAAGUAGCUGAUGCAGAAGUGCCCCUUUUCCAGGACACGGAAAGUAAAGCGACUGCAAAGGAGCGUGAGGAAGCAGCUGUUUUUGGUGCAGACAAUGGCAAAGUUGCAGCAAAUGCCACAAAUGACUUGGCACCUCCAAAGGACGCAGUGGAGGACUGGCCUGAGCCUAAGCAAACUUACACCUUCUACUUCGUCAAGAUCCGCUCAUUUGAGGACCCUAAGCUCAGAGCAAAACUCGAGCAGGCUGACAAGGACUUCCAAAAUAAGAUCCAAGCUCGGUCAAAGAUUUUUGAGGCUAUAAAAGCUAAGAAGACUGAGCGUUCCGCCAUUAUCGCGGAGCUCAAGCCAUUGAGUGCUGAGAACAGGCAAUAUAAUGAAGCAUUUAAUGUGAAGUUGAAGGAGAUUGAACCUUUUAGAAACCGUUUAGGCAAGUUCCGUGACGAAAAUAUUUCUAUGAGGGCGGAGAGUGCAGGUUUGUGCUCUUCACUUGAAGAGCUUGAGCAAGAGAUCAAGAGAUUGGAACACCGCAUAGCUCAUGAGAGCAUACCCUUCGACGAGGAGAAGCGGUUGAUCAAAGAAAUCAAGAAUCUUGAAAAAACCAGACCAAAGGUCUCUUCCAAUGCUGCUAAGCGAGCUAAAUUGCAAGAUACUGUGGUUGAAAGAGACGCCAUACAGGAUCAGGUCAAAAUCAUUGGGGAGGGUCUGGAUGGAGUAAAGAAGGACCGCCAAGAAGUCAGGUCUAAGAUUAAGGUCCUGGAGGAUGAGCUAAAGAUUGUUGAUGCUGAGUAUCAAGCGCUUCAAGAAGAUUUAGACGCAGCCACCGCCAGAAAGGACAAGGCGUACGAUUCACUGAACGAACUGAGGAAAGCACGAGAUGCUAACAACGCAUCCUUCUAUCAAAAUCGCAAUGUCCUGAACAGAGCUAGGGAACAUUCUUCUAGGAGUGAGGUGGAAGAAUUGCAAGAGCUCCAGAAGACUGAGGUUGAGAAGUUCAUGACAGAAUGGUGUGGCAGCAAGGCCUUUAGAGAGGACUAUGAGAAGCGGACCCUCACCUCCCUUAAUGGCCGGCAGCUGACCCGGGAUGGCCGGAUGAGGAAUCCUGACGAGAAGCCCAUAUUUAUCGAAACACACCAGCCAGCACCACCUGUGGUGCAGGAGCCUAUCCCAUCAAAGGUGCCUUCAAAACCAGCAAAGGAAGCUGUUGCUCCCCAAGCCGGUGCUCCCAAGGAUGAGCCCCUUGCAAAGGCAUCUGCCAAGGUAAAAGCUGCUGCGGUUGCUGAUGAUGUCUAUGAGGCUGAGCCUGCCAAGGAGAAGCCCAAGCCUAAAGAGGUUGAUGUAGCAAAGUUGAAAGAGAUCAAGAGACAGGAGGAAAUUGAGAAGAAUAAAAUUGCUUUGGAAAGGAAGAAGAAGCAGGCUGAGAAGCAAGCAGCGAAGGCUGCAGCCCGAGCACAAAAGGAAGCUGAGAAGAAGCUUAAGAAAGAGGAGAAGAAAAUCAAGAAGAAGAAUGGGGAGACCGACGAGCCAACUGACUCGGACACCAAGUCUGAUGAAGCAGCAGAAACCCAAGCGGAGGAGGACUUGGCUCCAGUUUCUGUCACAGUGAACAAAGAACAGAAGGAGAGAGUACGGUCCAGAAGUGCAUUCACCAAGAGCAAGGCCCCGCUGCCAAAGGCAAUCCUAAAGAGGAAGAAAGCCCAGUCGUACUGGUCAUGGGCUACCCCAGCUGCGGCGAUGGCUGCGGUUGCCGUGCUUGUCGCCCUGCUCGCGGUGCUGGGCUACUACCAGUACUACCGCCCGGCGAGCACCAGCAACUGAUGGAAGGAAAGGCCCGUGCACCCGCCGCCCUCAGAGUCUGAUGCUUACUGGACCAAUUUUGCAGGUGAGAGCAACAGAGUGCGUGGUCUGCUGAGGACCUGAACUAAAAGACUGUAGAACCUAUUCGUUUCUGUUAAUGUGUUUGUUCGGUGGAUAAAAAGUUGCAGUUAAUUUUGGUUGGGACCUAGAGUCUAUAUACUGCGAGUGAUAUCAUGUACUUUUAAAAGUGAAGAAUAGAUUGCCGUCUGAAAUAAGUAUGCAUGUAAACAUGCUGUUUGUG